AUGAUUUUGGCGCGUAAGUUGCCAUCAAUGAAAAGAUUUAGAUUACAUUCAAAAAUGAAGUUAGAGGAAAUGUCUACAAUUGUGACUAGUUCUGUUAUGAACGCCAAUGACGAUCAAGCGAUUCGCCAGGCUGCUAACCUGCUCGAAUCUGGUAAAGUCAUUGCGCUUCCUACUGAUACCGUGUACGGGUUAGCAUGCAGUGCAAACGAUCCCAAUGCUAUUCAAAGACUUUAUGCUAUCAAGGGACGAGAGGAGAAAAAACCAGUGGCUAUAUGCGUUGCGGAUUUCUGCGAUUUUCGAUUUUGGGGACAAGCAGAUCAUCUGCCGGAUAAGUUGCUCGCACAGUUACUUCCUGGACCUGUAACCCUCAUUGUUCGGAAAUCUGCUAAUCUUGAUAAUCCGUAUCUCAAUCCGGGAGUUGAAAAGAUUGGAAUAAGGAUUCCUGAUUUCGACUUCAUCAGAAAUGUUUCCAGAGAAUUCCGAUUACCGGUGGCACUUACUAGUGCAAAUAAGAGCUCCGAGCAAAGUACAUUGAAUGUUAGAGAGUUCCAGAAACUGUGGCCAGCGCUAGGCGCUGUUUUUGAUGGAGGGCAACUAGGAGUUCGGGAAGAACAACGAGCGGCUUCAACAGUUAUUGAUCUGUCGCAGAUUGGCCUGUACAAGGUAAUCCGCGAAGGUGUCGCUGUAGAGCACACAAUUCGAGUGGUCGAGCAAUUUGGCUUUAAAGCAAUAGCACAAUAGUUAAGGAAACAAUGGUAAGUAUUAAAAAUAGAUUAAAUUUGCCAAAUAAAAUGUAAAUGGUUCAUAAGGUCAA
Armigeres subalbatus is the source of this 814-nucleotide messenger RNA. It is a transcript of the gene Tcs1, whose product is annotated as threonylcarbamoyl-AMP synthase. Gene Ontology annotation, cellular component: cytoplasm. Gene Ontology annotation, molecular function: double-stranded RNA binding; nucleotidyltransferase activity; tRNA binding. Lineage: Eukaryota; Metazoa; Arthropoda; Insecta; Diptera; Culicidae. The transcript has a single exon. Gene Ontology annotation, biological process: regulation of translational fidelity. The record is from RefSeq and is a predicted model, not a curated record. The coding region runs from base 1 to 741 and encodes 246 amino acids.